This is a messenger RNA of Jatropha curcas, 1301 nucleotides long. Its product is annotated as putative mannitol dehydrogenase. NCBI's taxonomy places the organism in Eukaryota, Viridiplantae, Streptophyta, Magnoliopsida, Malpighiales, Euphorbiaceae. The record is from RefSeq and is a predicted model, not a curated record. Gene Ontology annotation, molecular function: zinc ion binding; oxidoreductase activity, acting on the CH-OH group of donors, NAD or NADP as acceptor.
AUGGUAGCCAAAUUGCCAGAGGAAGAGCAUCCUAACCAAUCCUUUGGAUGGGCAGCAAGAGACCAAACUGGCCAUCUCUCUCCCUUCAAAUUCUCCAGAAGGGCAACAGGAGAGAAAGAUGUAGCUUUUAAAGUCCUAUAUUGUGGGAUGUGCCACUCUGAUCUUCACAUGGUCAAGAAUGAAUGGGGCUUUUCUACUUACCCUCUUGUCCCUGGGCAUGAGAUUGUGGGAGUGGUGACAGUGGUGGGAAGCAAGGUAGAGAAGUUCAAGGUAGGAGACAAGGUAGGUGUAGGUUGCAUGGUAGGAUCAUGUCGCUCCUGUGAUAACUGCACAAACAAUCUUGAAAAUUACUGUCCAGAAAUGAUACUUACAUAUGGUGCUAAGUAUUACGACGGAACAACCACCUACGGCGGUUACUCUGACUCAAUGGUCGUCGACGAGCACUUCGUUGUUCGUAUUCCAGAUGUGUUGCCUCUCGAUGCUGCUGCCCCUCUCCUCUGUGCUGGGAUUACGGUGUAUAGCCCAUUAAGAUAUUAUGGGCUCGACAAGCCUGGGAUGCAUGUGGGUGUUGUUGGGCUUGGUGGGCUUGGUCACAUGGCUGUCAAAUUUGCUAAGGCUAUGGGGGUUAAAGUCACAGUCAUUAGCACCUCACCUGCUAAGAAGCAGGAAGCUGUUGACCGUCUUGGUGCCGACUCAUUUUUGGUCAGCCGGGACCAAGAUGAAAUCAAGGCUGCUAUGGGCACAAUGGAUGGAAUUAUUGACACAGUGUCUGCAAUGCAUCCUCUCUUGCCUUUGAUUGGUCUGUUAAAGUCUAGUGGAAAGUUAGUAUUGGUUGGUGCCCCAGAGAAGCCACUCGAGCUACCAGUAUUUCCUUUGCUAAUGGGGAGGAAGCUAGUGGGUGGAAGUGGCAUUGGAGGAAUGAAAGAGACGCAAGAAAUGGUAGAUUUUGCAGCAAAAAAUGGAAUCACACCAGACAUUGAGGUUAUCCCAAUUGAAUAUGUGAACACUGCAAUGGAUCGCAUGUUGAAAGCUGAUGUUAGAUACCGAUUUGUCAUAGACAUUGCCAACACAAUUAUGUCUACUCAGUGAUUUUUGCAAGCAGAUAAUUAUUAUUCAUUUGAAGUAGAAGUUUCAGGAUUUAUCAUCACUUAUCAUAUGUGAUGUGAGGACCAACAAGUAAUAAAAUUGAAUUGCUUUUUCUUUUUCUUUUUUUUCUUUUUUUUUUUAAGUUUUUUUAUCAUUAUGAAUCAUGUGAUGUGAGAAGCAUUAAGCAAUAAAAAUUGGAUUGCCCUUUUUUUUUU